Messenger RNA from Carlito syrichta (Philippine tarsier), 1038 nucleotides. It is a transcript of the gene C1QTNF2, whose product is annotated as C1q and TNF related 2. The transcript is spliced from 2 exons. The record is from RefSeq and is a predicted model, not a curated record. Gene Ontology annotation, molecular function: protein binding. Lineage: Eukaryota; Metazoa; Chordata; Mammalia; Primates; Tarsiidae. Bases 7 to 864 code for a protein of 285 amino acids.
ACCACCAUGCUCCCGUGGGUGCUCCUGGCCUGUGCCCUCCCCUGUGCUGCAGACCCGCUGCUUGGUGCCUUCGCUCGCAGAGACUUCAAGAAAGGCUCCCCACAACUUGUCUGCAGCCUUCCUGGCCCCCAGGGACCCCCUGGGCCCCCAGGAGCCCCAGGGCCCUCAGGAAUGGUGGGACGAAUGGGCUUCCCCGGCAAAGAUGGCCAGGAUGGCCAGGAUGGGGACCGGGGGGGCAGUGGAGAGGAAGGUCCCCCUGGCCGGACAGGUAACAGGGGAAAGCCAGGACCCAAGGGCAAAGCCGGGGCCAUCGGGCGGGCUGGCCCUCGUGGCCCCAAGGGGGUCAGCGGCACUCCUGGAAAGCACGGCUCGCCAGGCAAGAAGGGGCCCAAGGGCAAGAAGGGGGAACCGGGCCUCCCGGGCCCCUGCAGCUGUGGCAGUGGCCACGCCAAGUCGGCCUUCUCGGUGGCGGUGACCAAGAGCUACCCGCGGGAGCGGCUGCCCAUCAAGUUCGACAAGAUCCUGAUGAAUGAGGGCGGCCACUAUAACGCGUCCAGUGGCAAGUUUGUCUGCGGUGUGCCAGGGAUCUACUACUUCACCUACGACAUCACGCUGGCCAACAAGCACCUGGCCAUCGGCCUGGUGCACAAUGGCCAGUACCGUAUCCGGACCUUCGAUGCCAACACGGGGAACCACGACGUGGCAUCGGGCUCCACCAUCCUGGCCCUCAAGCAGGGCGACGAGGUCUGGCUGCAGAUCUUCUACUCAGAGCAGAAUGGGCUUUUCUAUGACCCGUACUGGACCGACAGCCUCUUCACAGGCUUCCUCAUCUAUGCCGACCGGGACGACCCCAACGAGGUGUAGACAGGCCGGCACUGGGCCCCGGGCAGGGAACAAGCUUCUAGACUUGGGCUUAUGGAGCAAGAUCCCAAAACUGUAGGCUGGGGACUGGGGAUCCAAGGAGCUUCUAGCCUCAGGCCGACAUCCUCUGCCUCUUUUUUUACUUUGUCAUUAAAUUCAAGCUUUUUUAUUCACCCA